Olea europaea var. sylvestris is the source of this 1883-nucleotide messenger RNA. RefSeq names its product transcription activator GLK1-like. Gene Ontology annotation, molecular function: transcription cis-regulatory region binding; DNA-binding transcription factor activity. Gene Ontology annotation, biological process: positive regulation of DNA-templated transcription. Bases 355 to 1629 code for a protein of 424 amino acids. The record is from RefSeq and is a predicted model, not a curated record. Gene Ontology annotation, cellular component: nucleus. The transcript is spliced from 6 exons. Lineage: Eukaryota; Viridiplantae; Streptophyta; Magnoliopsida; Lamiales; Oleaceae.
CUCACGAGCAAGCCCGUUAAGAUUUUUUUUAAAGUUCAAAAAAAGGGUAUCCACAAACCUUAUAUUUUAUAUAGAACAAGCCAAGACAAGACAAUAACAUAAAAACAUCUUGACAGACCUCAAUACAAGUUGUGGUGGAGAUCCGUUUUCUUUCACUGAAAAAACAGCGACAAGAAUCAUAUUACCAAAUUUAGCACUUAUUGUCGGUCUAUUCAUCGGAAAAAGGGCAAAAGUUUGCCGAUUGCCGGCGGGAAGGAAAGUACCUGCAACUCUGCAUGUAAAAGAAUUGAAUAUAUUUAUUUUAUAUAGUAUAUAUAUACUAUAUAAUAUUGAGCUCUAUCAAACACUGGAUUAAUGCUCGCCAUAUCGCCUUUGGAGAACACCAACAAUGAAAGGGAAAGUCAGAUGGAGACUUUCUCAAUGGGAGGUGAUGAGUUCCCUGAUUUCUCUAAUGGGAAUUUGCUUGACAGUAUUGAUUUUGAUGAUAUUUUUGUUGGGAUCAACGAUGGAGAUGUGUUGCCAGAUUUGGAGAUGGACCCUGAAAUUCUCGCUGAAUUCUCAAUUAGUAGUGGUGAAGAAUCGGAGAUUAACUCAUCAACACCUUUAUCGGUAUCAGUUGAGAGAGUAGAUGAGAGUCGGGUCAAAAAAGCUGCCUCGGAUAUUGGUUCAGUGUCGAGUUUGAUCCUUGGAAAGGAAACGGUGAGUAAAAGGGAAGAAUCUGCUGCAGUUAAUCAAUCUAACAAGGAAGCUGAUAAAGGAAGAAAAUCAUCAGCGCAAUCGAAAAAUCAACCGGGGAAGAGGAAAGUGAAGGUGGAUUGGACACCAGAGCUACACAGGCGAUUUGUGCAAGCAGUGGAGCAACUUGGUGUGGAUAAGGCUGUCCCUUCAAGGAUUUUGGAGCUUAUGGGGAUUGAUUGUCUCACUCGCCAUAACAUCGCCAGCCAUCUUCAGAAAUAUCGUUCACAUCGGAAACAUUUGCUUGCUCGAGAAGCGGAGGCGGCGAGCUGGAGUCAGAGGCGGCAAAUGUACGGCACCGCCACAUGCAGGGCUGGGAAGAGAGAUGUCAACCCUUCGCUUGCACCCACAAUGGGAUUCCCUCCAAUUACACCAAUGCCUCAUUUUAGACCUUUGCAUGUAUGGGGUCACCCUUCGGUUGACCAAUCCGUGAUGAACAUGUGGCCUAAACAUUUAGCACCUUUGCCGCCGCCGCCUGCUACCCCAUCGCCGCCUUGGGUAGCAGGUCAGCCUCCUCAUGCAAGGCCGCUGGCUGCUGACCCGUUUUGGCAUUCCCAUCACCAGCGUAUUCCGACACCAGGAACGCCUUGCUUCCCACCGCAUAUGCCAUCCACGAGAUUUCCGAGUCCACCGGUCCCAGGCAUCCCACCACCUGCCAUGUACAAAAUAGAAACCGGCGUUGUUGUCCCAGCGGCACCACCCUCUGGACAAACACUGCCUCAACCUCCAUUGGACUUUCACCCGUCAAAGGAGAGUAUAGAUGCAGCAAUUGGAGAUGCUUUAUCAAAGCCAUGGCUGCCACUUCCACUUGGAUUGAAGCCUCCAUCCAUUGAUGGUGUUAUGGUGGAGCUGCAACAUCAAGGAAUAUCAAAAAUACCACCAUCUUGUGCUUGAAUUCUCCAUCUUCGUUGUGGAGUUUUUUUAAGCCAAGAACAUAUAUAUGUUAAAACCCCUCAAUUCGACGACAUUUCCAGCAAAGAUCGAUGAAUACAAUAGUUUAAUUUUCAUGCCAUUUUUCUCCCUUUUUUUGUACUGUUCUUGUUUUCUUGCAUGCAAGAACAAUGCAUGUGAUCAAACAUGAGACAUUAAUUUUCUGUAAUGUAAUGUAUAAUAUGUAUGAGAGUGUUUUCACGGGCGGAACCUCUAAA